CUAAUCCCUCUGUCUUCAAGCUGGCACCGUUGUCUUCCUUCCUCCUCCUCUCUCCUAUGGAGAAUUCUCGUCAGCCAUAGCACCAUAAUCUCCAUCGUCGUCGUCCCUGUACGAAUCAUCAAUAACGAUUUUCAAGGUCUCUCCGAUUCUUCUUCCUUCAUGUUCUGACGCGAGGAAGGAAAAAAAAAUACCCAUCGAGGGGCGAGGGAGAAUCGCCGGAGAAAUGGUUCGUACCAUCGGAAUCGCGAUCCUCCGGUUGAUUUACGCCGUAUUUAUGAUCGGAGCGGUGGUUUCGGCUUCUCCGGAGAAUGCCCAGAAGCAGAAAACGGUGUACGAGGUUCUGAAGGCACAUGGGUUACCGAUGGGUCUGCUCCCGAAGGGGGUGAAGGAGUUUUACAUGGACAAGACCGGUAGGUUCGAGGCUCAUCUGGAUCAAGCCUGCAACGCCAAGUUCGAGAGCGAGUUUCAUUACGAGAGGAACGUGUCGGGGACACUGAGCUACGGUCAGAUCGGCGAGCUGUCGGGGAUCUCCGCUAAGGAGCUGUUCCUGUGGUUCCAGGUCAAGACGAUCCGUGUCGAUGUACCAAGCUCCGGUCUCAUUUACUUCGAUGUUGGAGUCGUGGACAAGCAGUUCUCUCUGUCGUUCUUCGAAACUCCACGGGAAUGCGUCGCCGGCCGAGAGGCCCCGCGGGGAAAUGCGAACGGAGAUGGCGACAUCUUCAAUGGGGCAGCCGCCUCUGAGCCUUCCAAGCUGCGGUUCGGACCCGACAGGAAAAGUUUUGUGAGGAGCUUUGUGUAGAUUUGGUGUUUGGAGGAUUUGGAAACGAUUGCUCAAUCAGCGGUCCAAAGGUUCCUUGGAUGCAUCUUCGGUUGUAAAUGUUGCCGGAAGAAUCGGGCAAGAAAGUGGUUCCAGAGCUUUGUCCAAUGGUGAUUGAUCUGCAUUAUAGUGUUCUGUCAUAAUUUAUGUUUCUGUAGAGUUUCAGAGCGAAGGGGACUAGAGAGAGAGAGAGAGGAUAUUUUGAUGAGGCAAAUCUUUGAUAUGUUUAAUCUUUAUUCAUGUAAAAUUUGUUUCAACUGUUGGAAAGUAUCAGAAAGGAGCAUUGUUCUUGACAUUCUGCCUUUCUGAACCGAACCAAACAGGGCAUCCGUAAUAAAGGUUUUCCUCAAUA
Messenger RNA from Tarenaya hassleriana, 1169 nucleotides. RefSeq lists its product as uncharacterized. The coding region runs from base 224 to 799 and encodes 191 amino acids. Lineage: Eukaryota; Viridiplantae; Streptophyta; Magnoliopsida; Brassicales; Cleomaceae. The transcript is spliced from 2 exons. The record is from RefSeq and is a predicted model, not a curated record.